AUGGCAGGUGUACAUACACCAAGCGCUCCAGGGUCGCAGAAGCCUCCCGUCGUGAGCUUCAACUCAAUGCCUGUCCCAGCAAAUUAUGUCCCAGGCUUGGGACGUGGUGCCACUGGAUUCACCACCCGGUCCGAUAUUGGACCAGCGAGGAUGGCUCCAGAGAUGCCGGUAAGAUCAGCAGCACCAGGAGCUCCUCCAGCACCAGCUGCAAAGCCUGCGCCGAAGCCAGCAGAGAACGAUGCGGAGGACGACAGUAAGUUUGAUGAAUUCAUGGGCAAUGAUACUGGAGCGCUUGCUGGCACUUUUGGAGAGUAUGACCAGGAUGACAAAGAAGCAGAUGAGGUAUGGGAAGCCAUUGAUACAUUCAUGGACCAGAGGAGAAAGGAUCAGAGAGAAAAACGCUUGAAGGACGAGAUUGAAAAGUAUAGGAAGGAGAAUCCUAAGAUCACAGAGCAAUUUGCACCCUUCAAGAGGAAACUGGCGGAAGUGAGCCUGUCAGAGUGGGAGGCCAUCCCCGAAAUUGGAGAUUACACGCAGCACAAGCGCAACAAGAUGCAGGCACGAGGCCUCCUCUGCCUUCUGCAUCUGUGCCUUAUAUUCACACCAACGCCGGACAAUCUCUUGACGAAGAAGCUUGCCGAGUCUGAGAACACAACCACCUUGGACACCCGUGGAGGCUUUGACGGCCUGGCUACUCCUGGUGGUCUCAGCACGAACCUGACAGACAUAGGGGAGGGGCGGCGGAAGGUGGUGAGCAUCAACCUGGACCGCAUGGCGGACAGCGUGUCGGGGCAGACGGUGGUGGACCCCAAGGGCUACCUGACAGACCUCAACUCCAUCACGCUGACGAGCGAUGCGGAGAUUGGGGACAUCAAGAAGGCGCGCACGCUGCUCAAGUCCGUCAUCAACACCAACCCCAAGCACGCCCCCGGCUGGGUCGCCGCCGCCCGCCUCGAGGAGCUGGCAGGGAAGCUGGCGGAGGCACGGAAGCUGAUAAUGAAGGGGUGCGAGCUGUGCCCCACCAGCGAGGACGUGUGGCUGGAGGCAGCGCGCUUCCAGACCCAGGACAACGCCAAGGCGCUACUGGCGCGCGGCGUGGCUGCCAACCCCACCUCCGUCAAGCUCUGGAUGCAGGCUGCUCGGCUGGAGACAGACGAUGCGGCCAAGUCGCGCGUGCUCAGGAGGGCUCUGGAGCGAAUUCCCACCUCUGUGCGGCUUUGGAAGGCCGCUGUUGAGUUGGCCAACCAGGACGAUGCCCGUGUGCUGCUGUCACGUGCUGUGGAAUGCUGUCCACAGCAUGUGGAGUUGUGGCUGGCACUGGCACGGCUGGAGAGCUAUGAGAAUGCCAGGAAGGUUCUCAACAAAGCCCGGCAGGCCAUACCAACAGAUGCAUCCAUUUGGAUUACAGCCGCAAAGCUGGAGGAAGCUCAGGGCAACACGCACAUGGUGGAGAAGAUUAUUGAUCGCGGUAUCAUCUCCUUGGAGGCCAACAACGUGGUCAUCAAGAGGGAAGAUUGGCUAAAGGAAGCGGAGGCGGCAGAGCAGGCCAAUCCACCCAAUGUGGUCACGUGCAGGGCCAUUGUGAAGACAGUCAUUGGCAAUGGGGUCGAGGAGGAAGAUCGCAAGAUCACCUGGAAGGCAGAUGCAGAGGACUGCCUCAAGCGCGGGAUGGUUGAGACGGCGCGCGCCAUCUACACGCAUGCACUGCAAGUGUUCCCGGGCAAGAAGUCCGUCUGGAUCAACGCCGCGAAGCUUGAGAAGGAGCAUGGCACACCAGAGACUCUGGAUGCUAUGCUCAAAAAGGCCGUGUCCUACUGCCCACAGAGCGAAGUGCUGUGGCUGAUGGCGGCAAAGGAGAAGUGGGUGGCGGGCGACGUGGAGGCGGCGCGGCACAUUCUAUCGGAGGCCUUCAGCGCCAACCCGGACAGCGAGGCGGUGUGGCUGGCCGCGUUCAAGCUCGAGUUUGAAAACGACGAGCCCCAGCGCGCGCGUGCCCUGCUGGCCCGUGCCCGCGCCACGCCCACCGCAUCCACGCGCCGCGUUUGGAUGAAGUCCGCCAUCGUCGAACGCGAGCUCGGCAACGCCGCCGAGGAGCGGCAGCUGCUGCAGGAGGGCAUAAAGAAGUUCCCGGGCUUCCACAAGCUGUACCUGAUGCUGGGCCAGCUGGAGGAGCGGCAGGGCCGGGUGGAGGCAGCGCGCGCCUCCUACCUGGACGGCCUCAAGCGCUGCAUGGACAGCGUGCCCCUCUGGCGCUCCAUCGCGCGCCUGGAAGAAGCCGCUGGCUCCGUCGCCAAAGCGCGCGCCCUCCUCGAACAGGCUCGGCUGAAGAACCCGAAAAACGAGGAGCUGUGGCUGGCGGCGGUGCGCACGGAGCAGCGGGCAGGCAACGUCAAGGCGGCUGAGGCGCUGAUGGCCAAGGCGCUGCAGGACUGCCCUGCCAGCGGGCCACUCAAUGCAGAGGCCGUGGCCAUGGCGCCCCGGCCGCAACGCCGCAGCCGCUCGCUUGACGCCCUGAAGCGCUGCAAUGAUGACCCCCACAUCAUUGCCGCUGUCGCGCAGCUCUUCUGGAACGACCGCAAGGUGGAGAAGGCGCGGAGCUGGUUCAACAGAGCGCUGCUGUUGAAGCCGGACAUCGGGGACUUCUGGGCGCUGCUGUACAAGUUCGAGUGCCAGUUUGGGACGCCCGAGCUGCAGGCCGCUGUGGUUGAGCGCUGCAAGAAGGCCGACCCACGGCAUGGCGAGCGCUGGCAGCGCAUGUCCAAAAACCCGGAGAAUGCGCACAAGCCCACAGACUUCAUUCUAAAGAAGGUUGUCCUGGAUCUAGACAAGGAGCCGCCACCUUGAGGCUGCAGCCUUGGACCCCUUGUGAGGUGUCCGGCGUCAGCUCAUGUUUCAUGUAUAUUAUCUGUGUGUCCUGUUUACAUCGUGUUGAUGUGUCUUACGGAGGCCCUUUCAAAGCAUGGAUAUCCUCUCUGUGCGGGAUGUCUGUCCGGCGUCGUGCAAAUCUAAAUGUCUGUGGUCAAACCGUUUUCAGUGUUGAGGAUGUCAACUUGACAUCAAGGAAUGCUUGUUGAGACGUUCAAAUCGGGCUUUUAAGCAACCACGGGCCU
Coccomyxa subellipsoidea C-169 is the source of this 3110-nucleotide messenger RNA. RefSeq lists its product as hypothetical. Gene Ontology annotation, molecular function: protein binding. Bases 1 to 2844 code for a protein of 947 amino acids. NCBI's taxonomy places the organism in Eukaryota, Viridiplantae, Chlorophyta, Trebouxiophyceae, Coccomyxaceae. The record is from RefSeq and is a predicted model, not a curated record. The transcript is spliced from 15 exons. Gene Ontology annotation, cellular component: catalytic step 2 spliceosome; U4/U6 x U5 tri-snRNP complex. Gene Ontology annotation, biological process: spliceosomal tri-snRNP complex assembly; gene silencing by siRNA-directed DNA methylation; positive regulation of miRNA metabolic process.